UAUUGUGUAUCGGCAAAACAAUUUUAGGAAUGCGCUUUUAAAAUGAAGCAUUUUUUCUCUUAAAUCCAAAUGGAUGAUGUUCCCCGCUAUUGCAUUUAACGAUUCAUUAACGUUGAGGAUAAACUAGUUUUUCGGAAUUUUGUUCAACUGAAUGCAUUUGCCUGCGGCUGAAUGCAGCACAAAGAGAUAGAGAUAUAAUUCUAACGGUCAAUGUCAUUUAACGAUCAGCCAGAUAGCGAUAAAAUCAGCUUCUUUGAUAAGUAAUAGGGGGAGAGUGUGCACUAAAGAUUAUCAGACUUGAAGAUCCAUGGCGCAUGCGCGAUCAUUUGGUUUCAAUCAGAAGAGUUUUUCGAAACCUCCAAGAUGGCGGUACCUCUAGGAGGUGUUACUGAAUUCAACAAGUUGAAAAAGUGGGAAAUUUAAUCAAGUAAAUGAUGGCUUUCAUAUAAAUCGGUAAAAAGCCGUAGGAAAUAUAGAACGGAAUACAAUUCUCACAUCUGUUCCACAGGAUUAUCGUUAUACAGUGUUAAUGGCGUGCUAGCGCAGAAAUUAGAAUCCGUGAUUUUAACAUCACCGUACACAAACUAUUAUUCGAGAAGAUAUUAUUACGGAUGAAGUUAAAACGUCCUCUGUGACGGGAGACAUUGUUUAAUGGAAUCUCAUGUGCCCGUUCAACGCUGGAAACGAGAAUAAGUAAUGUGAUCUCAUUUUAAUGCAUUCGCUGUCUGGAUAUUUUUUUUUCUUUUAGAUUUAUGAAAUAGAACUUUCUAGGCAAAAUAUAGAUAUUGAAAAUAAAAAUCACGCGUGAACAUUUUACGUUAAAUUUUCUCUUUGCGUUGAGUUUCUAUGGUAACUUGACCAUUUGUUCCUAUUUUAUACAAUACACACGAAUCAAUGUAUUUAAUAACAGCGUGGAUUUCUUGAUAAAACGAUAAAUUAGUUUGCCUUCAGGUCUCAUUUAGCUAUAUGUAUUAAUUAAACAUUGGAUUCCUGUAUAGCGCUAUCAUGAAAUCUGCUUCCAGGGAAUAUUCUAUAACAAUAAUUAGUAAUCAAGGGCAGAAUGUUUACAGCAAAAAGUCUGGAUUUAUAUGUGUUUAUACGUUACAAUCUGGAUCACUUGUCUACAUGAACGGUAUCAUCAAGUACAAAACUCGAUAAAAACUUCAAUAUGGAAUCCUCCACCGCCAAAAUGAGCUGUGCAUGUACCUAGAUCUAUAGGUAAAUAGAUUAGAGUAUCUGUACAGAGCUGCUGGUCUGACAUACCGAAGGCAUAUGUGUAAUCGUAGGUAAUUCAGGCUUGGAUUUAUGUUUAUUUAUCUAGGAAACAUAGCAGAAUAAUUUGCCAGAACGUAUACUACCGGAAGAUUUUUAAAACUUGGUGAAAAAUAGUGGAUCUAACUACUGGAUGUAAUAUACCCUAAGAAAUGAAUUGGUACACCAGGAGUUGAACAGUUUGGAAUUUAAGUGUUUUCUUUAUCAAAUCUUGGAAUUAGAGUGAGAAGUGAGAAGGUGUGCUGUGAAAUUCCGAGAACCGGCACAAAAUCGUUUAUUUAUGUGGAAUUUUCGUGUCUUGUAAAGGUAAUGAACAUAAUGUAAAAGUCGUGAAACAAAGGAAUAUACACCUGGAUGAGAAAAGAACUUGUUUAAAAAAAAAGUACGUGUACGUGUUUGAUUAAAGUAGUAUCACGUGUUUGGCAGAAGGUCAAGGUCACUUCACUACACGUGAUAUGACGGAGCCCUGUAAAAUUGACCUGGAUGUGUUCUCAGUCGCAACACCGUUACCCUGGAAACUAUGGUCAAUACAGGACGACAUGGAGACAUCAAGUUAGAGUAUAAACCAUGUCAGAAGCACAGCGCAUGCUCGGAAUAUAUUGUACAAAGAGGGUCGUCUCCUUUGUCGCACAAUCAAAACGGGUCAAAUAACAAAGUUCAUGCACACAAUACCUCAGAAACAGCUCGCAAUAAACAGCCACCUGACAACAUUACAUUGUACAAAUAUCAUCAAAUUGCACCGGAAUCACCUUCAUACAGCUGUAUCUCCCCUACAUGUCAUGUGGGUGGGGAAUCAAACAACCAGUUACUGGAUACAUUGCCAUAUCUUGAAAUACCCUUAUCACAUGGGUCAAGGUCAGUAAGUACUUUUCGUUCAAAAAGUCCAGAAUUAUACUCAGUACCAAGAUUAUUUGGAAGUUCUAGACUGAAGCUUGCCAUUUUAAGCAUAAUCAUAUCAAUGUUGUUACUGUGUAAGGGCUGCACGUGCUUCUGCUCAGAGAAUUUGGCUGUGUCGGUGCCGUUAAAUCCGUAUUUAACCCAAUUCAAUGAAUCCAAUAUGGCGGCCGUUUCCGGGCAGUGCCUUACAGUGACCGGAAGUUUAGUGGAUUCAAUAUGUGAACAAUCAAAAAAGGAGAAAAGUCGUAGUGCAUUGCUCCGUGAUUUAAGCACAGAUUUUUGUGGGCUUCCGUUAGAUAAUAUUUUAUCACCGCAAGAAAAAAACAGUGUGCAAUGUGCACGCGAUAAUGGCUGUGGACGAGUGAUAAAUCGCGUGCAGGAAAUAGAUGAGGAAUUACGUAAAAUGUAUUGUCAAUUCUCAGAUGUACUAGAAAGGAUAGAUUGUGGAGAUAUGUUCCCAACAACUGGUGAUUGUGAUCUAUGUAAGGCUGCCUAUAGGCAAUGGUUGUGCUCAGUUUAUAAUACCUACUAUAUCAAAGGUGAACAAAUAAAACCAUGUAAAGACGUCUGUGAUCACGUGUCAGAAACAUGUCCGUUCUUCCGUCCGCACGGAGAAACUCUCAUAGGAGAACCGGGGUUCUUAUGCAAAGAUUCAAAAUCUGUUGCGGAUGCUGCUGCUAGUGUUUAUGGUCCGGCCGGGUGCUGCUAUAAGCCGUAUGAGGUAUUCGAGAUGUCCGGUACCGAAGAAAUUAACUAUGCGGAUACAGUGACUUCAAAUUGUACAGCUAUAUCAAAAAGUUCAUCAUCUGUGCAUAGUUCACCAAAUCGUGUUUUAUAUGUGUUGAUUAUAUGCUGGAUUACAAGCUCAUGGUUCCGACACAUAACAUUUCCAUGGAAUAAUAGUAUAGGAUUAACAUAGCGUACACAUUACACAUAUGUAGGUAUAUUAUAAUUAUGUGACUUGUGAACAUGUUUUGUUUUAGACAGUUUUAUUGCCCUGCAUAGAUAUUCCCAGACGAAAAAACUAAACGAAUAUCAGCAUAAUGACUUUUGUAUGUACAUUUCGGGAUUUAAACUCAUAAAGAGACAGUUUUAAUGAAAUUUGUAUAUCAUUUUCUGAUGUUAAUGUAAAGGGAUAGGCACCAUUGCUCGUGCUGUCUGCCUGUCUGCUAUGUGUUUGAUUAUUCAAGACAUAGACUUUAUUUUCAGAAAUGGCUAAAAUGAACACUGUCGUAAAAGAGCAGCCGUUUUUUUUUUUCAAUGCGACGUAAAACAAUAUGAUUGAUUGUAUUUUUUCAUUCU
This is a messenger RNA of Mercenaria mercenaria, 3471 nucleotides long. RefSeq lists its product as uncharacterized. Gene Ontology annotation, cellular component: plasma membrane. The record is from RefSeq and is a predicted model, not a curated record. Lineage: Eukaryota; Metazoa; Mollusca; Bivalvia; Venerida; Veneridae. Bases 1793 to 3088 code for a protein of 431 amino acids. Gene Ontology annotation, biological process: calcium ion import across plasma membrane. The transcript is spliced from 4 exons. Gene Ontology annotation, molecular function: stretch-activated, monoatomic cation-selective, calcium channel activity.